This is a messenger RNA of Schistocerca cancellata (South American locust), 1353 nucleotides long. RefSeq names its product zinc finger MYM-type protein 1-like. NCBI's taxonomy places the organism in Eukaryota, Metazoa, Arthropoda, Insecta, Orthoptera, Acrididae. The transcript is spliced from 4 exons. The coding region runs from base 1 to 1353 and encodes 450 amino acids. The record is from RefSeq and is a predicted model, not a curated record.
AUGACUCGCAAGCUAACGGAUUAUUUUGACAAACCUGAGCGUAGGGCCAAAAACUCUCGUAAGGAAUCUGAAGCUUGCGCUAUAGAACUGGAACCGUCACAGGCAUGUGCAUCUAGAGACUACAAUUCCGACAACACAAAACAAUUGGAAGAAAGAUCAGAAAGGACUGAAACAUAUUAUGACCCAUAUGACAUAGGAAGAGCUGUUACAGGCGCCUUACGUGAUGAUGAGAAGCUUAAGUUUUUAAAGAAUACUUGGAAGCCUCCUGCAAACUUUUCUUUUCCUACUCAAUUAGAAAGGAAGCAAAAUCGAAGAUUUAAGCAUGAAUGGAUGAGCCAGUACAACUGGCUUUCAUACAGUAAAAUGUUAUGUGGUGGAUUUUGUACUGCAUGUGUUCUGUUUUCUCCUUCAGGUGCCGGAAUCGGCUCCCAGGCGUUGAAAACGCUGGUAAAAGAACCGCUGGUCAAAUACAAGAAGGCUAUGGAAGAUCUUCGUCAUCAAGAAAACACAAAAUAUCACAAAUUUUCCAUGGAGAAGGCUAUUGAUAUGGAAUCAAGUAAAAAAAGUAUUGCCGUUGUCCUCGAUACCAAGAAAUCUUCAGUUAUUGAAGAAAACCGGAAACGCUUGAGGCCUAUUAUAAAGACUAUAGUCCUGUGUGCUAGAAAUAACCUACCUUUACGAGGACAUCAUGAUCAUGGUUUAAUUCCUCAGCUAAAAGAAGAAAAAACUGAUGAUCCUCUAGAGGGAAAACAUAGAGUGUUUCAGAGUCUUUUGGCUUUUCGUAUGGAUGCUGGAGAUGAAGAUUUAAAACAACAUUUCAGUACAUGUGGCCGAAACAGUUCUAUGAUAAGUAACACGGUCCAAAACGAAGUCAUACAUUGCAUUGGUGACGCCAUUCGCUCCUCGAUAUCGAGGGAUGUGAAAAAGGCUAAAUUUUUUAGCUUUAUAUGUGAUGAAACAACUGAUGUCACCACUAAGGAACAGAUGACAUUUUGUGUUAGGUACAUUGACACAGAGACCUUUGUUACCAAAGAAGACUUUCUGGGUUUUACUAAGCUUAAAUCAGCUACUGGCACUUCGAUUGCAGAGGCCAUCGAUGAAGAACUCAAGACACUGCGGCUGAGCUAUCAAUAUCUUUGUGGACAGGGCUAUGAUGGCGGCUCAAACAUGACUGGGAGAUUUAAAGGAGUUCAAGUUCUUAUUUUAAUUAGAAAUAUGAUGGGAAUUGUAGGAUCAGUUUCAGCAUUCUUGUCUGCCUCUACAAACAGAAAAAGUUCCCUAGAGGAAGUUAUAUCACGACUACCGUUCACAGAGUCAAAGAAAACAAAGUUGAAGGCAAUGUGUCCAACAUGA